Drosophila ficusphila is the source of this 403-nucleotide messenger RNA. RefSeq lists its product as uncharacterized. Gene Ontology annotation, cellular component: extracellular region. Lineage: Eukaryota; Metazoa; Arthropoda; Insecta; Diptera; Drosophilidae. Gene Ontology annotation, molecular function: chitin binding. The record is from RefSeq and is a predicted model, not a curated record. The coding region runs from base 1 to 285 and encodes 94 amino acids. The transcript is spliced from 2 exons.
AUGUACAAGAGCACCCUCCUCUGCUGCCUGCUUUUGGGCGUUAUCCUGGCUCUGAGCCACGCCUACAACGGCCAGGACAUCUACGCCGAGCCCAACUGCGCCAUCGUUGAGGAUCACGCCCGCAAGUUCCGCGACAUCUCCGAUCCCACCCACUACUGGGUGUGUCCCGAGGGUCAGGAGAAGGCCGACUACAUCCAGUGCCCCGACAACUACGCCUUCAUGGAGAAGGAGCAGGAGUGCGUCGUCUGGGAGCAAUGGAAGUGGGUCGAGCCCUACACCAAGUAAGCAGCCAACUCGACUAAGCCGCCAACUUUUGAUUGGAUUCGAUUGGAUUUACGACAGGGUGGUUGGGUCAGUGGUGGUACAAAUAAAUUAAUAUUGUGUCCCAACUUUGGGCAGAACA